Molecule: messenger RNA, 810 nt
Organism: Rotaria sp. Silwood2
Lineage: Eukaryota; Metazoa; Rotifera; Eurotatoria; Philodinida; Philodinidae
Source: the annotation of a GenBank genome assembly
AUGCUUGGGGCUAUGAAGAAAAGUGGCAAAGAAAUUUUUUUAAUAGAUGGAUUUCCACGUAAUAAAGAUAAUGUUGACCGAUGGAAACAAGCUAUGGAUGGAAAAGUUAAUGUUCAAUGUGUUCUCUUUUUUGAUUGUGAUGAAAAGACUUGUGUUGGUCGAUGUUUGGAACGUGGUAAAGGAAGUGGACGAACCGAUGACAAUGAAGAAAGUUUAAAGAAACGUAUUGUUACAUAUAAUAAUUCAACACGACCGGUAAUUGAAUUCUAUGAAAAAGAAAAUUUAGUAAAACAUAUUGAUGCUUCAAAUGAUGUUGACAAGAAAUUGGGAAGGUUUUUAAAACAUGGAUUUAAAGGUGCUAUUCUUGCCCUUCCAUUUCUUACAACUUUUAUGGAUAAAAUAGCAACAAUAUCACUUGUUGAUGGUACUUUAAUGCAGCCUCUGCUUAAUCCGACUGAUUUGCAUAGUGAUUGGAUCUUAAUAAAACGAUGGCAUAUGGAUGACUAUUUUUUACAAAAAGGUGCUAUUAUAUCAUUUGAAUCUCCUCGUCAACCAGGUAUUUUUAUGAUCAAACGUGUAAAAGCAUUAGAAAAUGAAAUGAUUUAUGAUACAAUAAAACAAAAAGAAACACAAGUACCAAAAGGACAUGUAUGGGUCGCAGAUGAUAAUAAACGUGCAAGUUAUGAUAGUCGCCAUUUUGGUUAUAUUGCUCGAGGUUUGAUAACUGGACGAGCGUUGUAUGUUAUUUGGCCACCAAAACGUUUUGGUACUAAGUUAACACUAUUCAACGACGAUGAUGAUGAUGAAUAA